AUGAAUACCGAUUGGAUGGGGAGCGCUGUGUGUUGGUAUGGCUCCCUGGUGAUAUCCCCUUUGCUUUUGCAUACCUCAAACAGGAAGAUAACCAAUGCUAUGUUACUACCAGCUGGCGGCGGCGCAUACUAUUUCGCCAAACGUUCUAUAAACGCCGACCGAUUGACGAGAUUUGACGCUACUCAGAAACGCAAAGAUGAAAUGGCUAAAGCUGAAGCUUCAGCACGGGCGGCGGCUGAACAGUCAAAGACGACGAUUUCCCGAGCAGGGCAGUUAAACAGCGGAUCGCAAAAGGACGAUGCAUAUAGUCCGAGUGACGAAUUAGGCCAUGACCCAGCCCCUACGAGACAUGAGCCGGAAACCGAUGCGCAGCGUCUAGCUGAGAAAGGGAAAUACGAAGCCGCUGAGGUAUUUAGAUCGAGGAAGGGUGACCGUUUCAGUUGA
Molecule: messenger RNA, 444 nt
Organism: Nannizzia gypsea CBS 118893
Lineage: Eukaryota; Fungi; Ascomycota; Eurotiomycetes; Onygenales; Arthrodermataceae
Exons: 3
Coding region: 1-444 (147 amino acids)
Source: RefSeq, a predicted model, not a curated record